AUGCUUGUUCUCCCGAUUUUCCUCCUUUCUCCACUGGUGUCUGGACAAUUGUCACUUUACGCAAGUGGGACUACGGUGCGAAGUACUGUAGGAUUACGAUAAUUUGUAGGCUGGACUCCUUCCGUCAUCAGAUAUUGUGAAACGCUCAAUUCGACCAACACGAGCGCCCCGUUCAUGGGCGGUGUCACUUGCGGAUAUUCGAGUUACAAUGCGAUGAGUGCAUGUAAGCGAUGUUUUCACAGAAAGUGGGCCUACAGUAAUCUGUUCUUUUUUUUCAGAUUAUUCGAUCGGAAUCACUUCGCAACUCUCACUCGGACUCAUCAAUGUUGGAUGGAUGACUACGUAGAUUUUUACAUUUUUUUUUGUUGAAAAAUAAGCAAUAAGCCAUAUUUUUACCAGAAUGGCUCUGUCAACCGAGUCGGGUUUCUGGAAGACGUGCAAAUCCUACAUGGUUCGCGUGUUCGACGGUCUUUAUAAUGACUUGAGUGAGUCCCAGUAACUAGAGUAAUCCGCUACCGUAACCUCACAGCCAGUGCGUGUGCUCUCACCGUAAACGGCCCGACGACCCUUCCUUCGUGCAAUGAUACCGCCGGAAACAUGCUCUACAGAAGCGGAAGCGGAUAUUGUAUGAAGGAGAAAGUGUGCGGCGCCACUGCUCUUAUAGACUUCCUCGCCGGACCCGCCAAUUCAUGUGAGACCACUUUGCAACCGUCUUCGGACACUUUACAACUGCGGAACAUCUGUCUUACGCGCUCUGUUCCUAAUCUGGCCGAGUUUUUUUUUGCUUUGCCACGAAGUAGCUUUCACCUUUCCAUUUGUCUUCAAACUCGGCCCCGAGAUCAUUUACACUGCAAAAGAGUUUCUCAACAGAUGAUAAGCGAAUUGUCCGUUUUGAAACUAACGGACACUUCGCAACCGAAAGUGUCCAGUUGCAAAACGAAACUCUCGUGGCGAUACCUGUGGUUUCAGCGGUGAUUUACUCGUGGGAAACGACGCGCACAACCGCGUUGGUGGCGGCCGGAUACACGAAAGUGGGCGUCUGUUACGGAUACGGAACACUUUCGAAUUCGGACCAAUCGAGUGCGAAUCUGCAGUUGGGAGACAGUUUUUAUUGA
Messenger RNA from Caenorhabditis sp. 36 PRJEB53466, 1115 nucleotides. NCBI's taxonomy places the organism in Eukaryota, Metazoa, Nematoda, Chromadorea, Rhabditida, Rhabditidae. The record is from the annotation of a GenBank genome assembly.